Macadamia integrifolia is the source of this 1218-nucleotide messenger RNA. RefSeq names its product extensin-like. The record is from RefSeq and is a predicted model, not a curated record. The coding region runs from base 1 to 1218 and encodes 405 amino acids. The transcript has 3 exons. NCBI's taxonomy places the organism in Eukaryota, Viridiplantae, Streptophyta, Magnoliopsida, Proteales, Proteaceae.
AUGAGGGUUCGUGUAGAUUUAGAAGUGUUUGGACCAGUGUGGUCGAUAGAGAUGAAGAGGUUGACGGAGGAGAUACUGUUUGUGUUGUUCGCGUAUCGCUUUGAACGCCAGAUCAACAGCGGCGUUCAAAGCGAUACGGGAACAACACAAACAGUAUCAGAAAAGGCUGACGGAACAUUACACCACAUUAGGCUGGUUAGUCGCCCCACCGAUGCCCCAGUUGACAGAUGGUUAAAGAAAUGUUCGAAGGUUCCGGCGGUAUGGUUUCUAUCUGGGUUCCGACUUGCAAUGAAUUCUUUUAUUUUUUGGGGGGAUGCGUUCGAUGCUCUUGAGGGAUUGAAUGGACAAAAAUUUCACAAGAAGCGUUUGAACAUUCGGUUCAGUACUUUCCCAGAAGGCCAUGGCAGAAGCUUACCACUAGAGACCACUGCACGCAACAACUACUCUCCUUCACCCCCCAAGAAAUCUCCCCCUCCUUCCUCGCCUCCUUCCCACUUCAAGUCUCCACUAACACCACCACCACCACCACCAAAGGAGCUUUACAAAUCUCCACCACCCCCAUCAGGCCACAAAUAUCCUCCACCAUCCCCAGUCUACAAGUCUCCUCCACUGCCACCUAAGGAGCACCAUAAACCACCCACUGAGCACCACAAACCACCCACUGAACACCACAAAUCUCCUCAUUCUCCUCCAGAACCACCAAAGGAGCACCACAAACCACCCACUGAGCAUAACGAGCACCACAAACACCACCACAAAUCACCCACUCAUGAGCAUCAUAAAUCUCCUUGGUCACCACCUAAGGAACACUACAAACCACCCACUGAACACCACAAUUCUCCUCCAACACCAAAGGAACACCACAAACCACCCCAUGAGCACCACAAGCACCCACUACCAUCACCGCCUAAGGUGCCCUACAAGCACAAGUCUCCACCGCCAAAGGAGCACCACAAACCACCCCAUGACCACCACGAGCUUCCACCAGUGCACAAAUACCCACCACCAUCACCUCCUAAAGCGCCCUACAAGUCCAAGUCUCCCCCACCUCCUCCCACUCCAGUCUACAAAUACAAGUCUCCUCCUCCACCAACAAAGGAGCACCACAAACCUCCACCAUUGCACAAGUACCCACCACCAUCACCUCCUAAGGCGCCUUACAAGCCUCCCACUCCAGUCUACAAGUUCAAAUCGCCGCCACCACCACCACAUGUUUAG